Molecule: messenger RNA, 2860 nt
Organism: Leguminivora glycinivorella
Lineage: Eukaryota; Metazoa; Arthropoda; Insecta; Lepidoptera; Tortricidae
Product: sphingomyelin phosphodiesterase
Exons: 13
Coding region: 285-2360 (691 amino acids)
Biological process (GO): sphingomyelin catabolic process; ceramide biosynthetic process
Cellular component (GO): lysosome
Molecular function (GO): acid sphingomyelin phosphodiesterase activity
Source: RefSeq, a predicted model, not a curated record
GUCACUCGCCUCCACUCCUCGCUUCGCUCACCCGACUCGGACACACACUCAGUGUACUUGCACACAGCGAUCCGUAUGCGCGUUUCAACGUAUAUCGCGCAGUUUCUCUCGUAAAUAAUUAGUAUGUGAAUGCGACGUGUAUUUGUUCAACACGAAAACGAGUGAAAUGGUGUGGAUUCGCUGAUCAGCGCGCGAUCGCUUCGUCUUGCACUUGGACUGACUUCAUGAGGAACUGGUCGAAAUAUCCUGUUUUGCUUAGAUAACUUCUCUCUUCGCCUUCAGUGAUGAUUAUUAGAAUACCAUGGCUUUCGCUGCAGUUGACACUACUUACUUCUGCUUACAUUACUUUUGUAUUAGGUAACCCUAUAUUUCUGGAUCAAAAAUGGAACACAAAACCUGUAAUAAAAUGGUCGCCUCCGAUGGACAAUUGGAACUGGACGACAGAACCUCGCAACCAGGAACUGUUCUUCAUGCCUUCCAACCACGAGCACAAGCUACCGCCGUCAGCGAAUGAGACGGAACUGAUAGCGCACAUGGCUGCCCUAAAAAGAAACUACUCUCGCCUUUUGUGGGACAGCGAUAAAAGCUCAAACUUGCCACUUUUCGUAGAAAAAGCCUUGAAAUUGCUCAAUUUAAAGCAAGUUUACUACGAAGUAGAACACUCUGUGAUGUCUAAAGUAUCGUGCACCGCGUGUAAGGCCGGCGCAGGUCUCCUCCAACACUACAUACGCGCUGGCAAAAGCAACGAGGAAAUCAAUAAAAUGAUAUUUCAGUUCUGUGUCUCAUUGAAAAUACAGUCGGCCAGAGUAUGUGAUGGAAUAACAAGGCUCUUCGGGAGUGAAGUCGUAUACGUUCUGAAGCGUGUAACAAUAGGACCCGACGAGAUAUGCAGCUUUGUCAUAGGCGACGCUUGUGGUGACGUGUAUAACCCUUACCAUGAGUGGGAAGUCGCUUUUCCUCCGGUGCCGAAGCCAGUAGCGAAAGUCCUCGAUAUCCCGGUAGACAAGGCUCCAACAUUCAAAGUUCUUCAGAUUUCUGAUACUCAUUUCGAUCCAUAUUACGCUGAAGGUGCAAACGCAGAAUGCAACGAGCCGCUGUGCUGCCGCGCGUCCAACGGGCCUGCGGUGACGCCCGGCGGCGGCGCCGGCCGCUGGGGCGACUACCGCAAGUGCGAUACUCCCAAGAGGACCAUCGACCAUAUGUUGAAGCAUAUCGCUGAUACGCAUACGGAUAUCGACUAUAUUCUAUGGACUGGUGACCUGCCUCCUCACGACGUUUGGAACCAGACGAAGGAAGAAAACCUCAAAGUCCUGCAGGAGACAGUGGCCCAGAUGUCGGAUAUGUUUCCGGGUGUUCCUAUCUUCCCCGCUCUUGGUAACCACGAGUCAUCUCCAGUUAACAGUUUCCCACCGCCAUACAUAUCGUCACCGGAGUCCAACAUAGCGUGGCUGUACAACGAACUGGAUGCCCAGUGGCGACGGUGGCUGCCAGCCGGGGUGUCCCAUACGGUGCGACGAGGGGCCUUCUACUCGGUACUGGUGCGCCCUGGCUUUCGCAUCAUAUCGCUCAACAUGAACUAUUGCAACAAUAAAAACUGGUGGCUGUUACUGAACAGCACCGACCCGGCGACCGAGCUUCAGUGGCUGAUUUACGAGUUGCAGUCAGCAGAGUUCAGCGGGGAGAAAGUUCACAUAAUCGGUCACAUACCGCCCGGUCACUCUGACUGUCUAAAAGUGUGGAGCAGAAACUACUACGCCAUCAUCAACCGUUACGAGUCCACAAUUACUGCACAAUUCUUCGGACACACGCAUUUUGAUGAAUUUGAAGUGUUCUACGAUCCAAACGAUUUAGGAAGAGCAACUAGUAUAGCCUACGUGGGACCGUCUGUCUCGCCUUACUAUGAUUUAAAUCUUGGAUAUCGAAUAUAUUAUGUUGAUGGAGAUCAUGAUGCAACUACUCGGUUAGUGGUGGAUCAUGAGACAUGGAUAAUGAACUUGAAGGAGGCCAAUUUGUUUGGUUAUCCGAUAUGGUACAAGCUGUACUCCGCGCGGUCGUCGUACACAAUGAACGCCCUGCGGCCGCAGGACUGGGACAAAUUCAUUGACGAUAUGACAGCCAAAGAAGACGUCUUCAAUUUAUAUUACAAACAUUACUGGAAGAACAGUCCCCGCCGAGGAACUUGCGACGGCGAAUGCCGCAAGCGGCUGGUGUGCGAUGCGCGUUCAGGCCGCUCGCACGACCGCCGUGCGCUCUGUGGGCACAUCGAGGCGCGCAUCGACGGAUCUGCGCCGGCGCCACAGACGUGGCGGGCAUGGUUCUAUAACGGACUCUCAGUCUCACCUAGUGUACAGCAAGUUUAAGGUGGUGGAAAUAACCAAAGCAAAAAAGGAUGUCAAUGAUAAUGCAAAUACCUCAAGUGGCAUACUCGAUACCAAAGUUCGUGAUGGGUCUCGGCUGAGAAGUGUCAAGCGGAAACUGCGGAAGUUUGAUCAGCGCCGGAAGCUCGGUAGUUAAAUAAGCUGCUGUAGUCACUUCAAUUAUUACAGGGAACUGAUUCACAUCGAACAAUCUUACUGAUUACGCAAGACAUUAUUCCAACUGUUUCCCUUAUCGCUUUUUAUUCUAAGUAAUAUUGAUGACUUCAAGCUUCAAUUGUAUGGAUAUUUCCAGUUCCUAAUACAUUUGCGACUUGGAUUUAAUUUUAUAACUUACUCCGAUUGACUCUAUGGUGGUCUCCAAUUGUACUAAAUACUGAAUGUUGUAUAGACUUAGUGAUAAUUUGAUGUUAAUAAUAAUUUAAGUAAUGUUAUAUUGUAAAUACCUACAAAUCUGUAAAUUUUUAAUUAAAUGAUUUGAAAUA